AUNCAUCAACUAAGUGAUAUUGUCCAGAUUUACCAUCGAAUGGCAAUAGAAAGUAUUAACGGUUUUAACUUGGAAAUGAAAUAAAAAGGCUAAUGAGUCCAUUGGAUUCAGCAUUUCAGAGUUUCCGCAUAAACUGUUGUCAUUCGAGAAACAUCAUUAACAUCAGUGCGGUUGUAGGCAUAACACAAGACAUAGACACAAUUGUUUAUUUAAUUCUUAUUUACUAAUUUUCUUUCAGUACGUUCCUGUCCUUCUCUAAGUGCGCCUCAGUAUGGUUUCAUUUACCCACACAUGUGUACGUUUUCCCCAGUCAGCAGAACUGUCUGCUAUUUUGAAUGCAGACGUGGUUUCCUUGGGAACGGUGGAACUACCGAGAUUCUUUGUGGGAAUGAUGGAAACUGGAACAAAAAUGAAUCUUCAAUUUUGCAAUGCCUUGAUCUUACCCCACCAGUGUUCAUCAGUUGUCCUUCAGAUAUUCGCGCAAGCAUCAAUAUAAAUUCUACAGCAUUGGUUAAUUGGACCGAGCCUGUCGCUCUGGACAACAGCGAUCUGGCACCACAAGUAACCGUUUUUCCAGCAGGAAUCAGCCCACCACACAACUUUAACAAAACUACUCUUGUUGUCUACACUGCAAGAGAUUCAAGUGGGAAAGAGGAAGAGUGCUCGUUUAAAGUGGUGUUGGAAGAUAAUGAAGGCCCCCAGGUUGUAUAUUGUCCCCCAGACCAGGAAAUUACUGCUACGCAGAUGACAACAAUAGUGACGUGGAACGAACCUCAGUUUAAAGACAACAGCGAUAGUCCAUUGGUAAUCACAUGCAGUCAUCAAAGCGGGACUGAGUUUUACUGGGGGACAUGGAAUGUACAUUGUACAGCCUACGAUGAUAAUCCAGAUAACGACCCAGCUGUUUGCCAGUUUACAAUCACGGUUAAGCCGACAGAGUGCAGUGACCUGCCUCCUCCUAAAGAAGGCGCAAAGGCUUGUGACGAUUGGAUGUUUGGAUCGUUCUGUUCCCCUUUUUGUAACAACAAGUCAGACUUUGCUCAGCCUUUGCUUUCGCCUAUGUGGGUUUGUGGAGCAUCAGGAACUUGGAACCCAACCAAUCGUUUUCCAGACUGCACAAAAGUAUACCACCCCAACGAUGUCAGGAUGGCAAUUGAUUUGCACUACUACUAUGGUGACUGUGCCACACCAGAAGCCCAGGCGCAAAUAAAGCAGAACUUCAUCCAACUGUUAAACGAGUCUUUCUUCAAAGAGGUCUGUCAGGAUCCAGCACUUAAAGACAAGUGCAAGGCAGAAAAUGUGAAAGUCACAUGCUCUGCGGUAGAUUUUGUUAUUAACAGGAGAAAACGUUCAGCAGACGAUGUCAGUCGCCACACCCAAACUCAACGAUCAAUUCCAAGAGCCACUUAUUUUCUGGAUAUCGUUGGCGACGUCGGUCAUCACAGCCGAACUCGACGAUCAAUUCCACGAACCACAAUUACUCUAGAUGUAAUUGUGGACCUUGAUGGUAUUGAAGCAAAUGACACCAAAGAAGGCGAGAUAACGAUUGGCGAGGAAGGCAUGAAAAUUGCAAAAGACAUCAGUAGCCGGAUAAAAGCUGCAGUUGACAACGGCAAUCUCAGUCUGACCAUCAAUGGCACUAAGUUCGAAGCUGAUAAAGAUUCAUUCAACAUCUCAGAGCCUAAAGAAUUUUGUACAAAGGGACAAACAUUUAAAGAAGGAUAUUGCCUAAACUGCACACUGGGGACUUACUUAAACAGUGCUACCGGAAAGUGCGAGGACUGUCCUAUCGGAUCAUACCAAGAGCUCAGUGCACAGGAGGAGUGUUUGAUGUGUCCACCGGGUACUUCAACAACUGAAUCCAGAACAGAGAAUAGCUCCAACUGCUUAGCUCUCUGCAAACGUGGCUCUUACUCACCCACCGGAAUGGAGCCUUGUUUUCUUUGCGAAAAGGGUCAUUAUCAAACCAUGGAGGGCCAAAGCUCAUGCUUAGAAUGCAGUCGGAACAAGACAACUUCCGCCAAGGGAUCCAACAGCUCUAUGCAAUGUGGAGCACCGUGCGCGGCUGGAUCUUUUUCUUCAACCGGACUGGCUCCAUGUUCUUUGUGCGAUCGACGCUCUUUUCAGCCACGUAAUGAGAGUACUGUGUGUUAUUCAUGCCCGGGAACAACUAUAACACUAAAACCCGGAUCAAAGAACCCAGAAGAUUGCAUAGAAAUUGACGAGUGCGAUUCCAACCCUUGCAUCAACAACUCCACGUGCACCGACCUCAUCGGCGAUUUCCUGUGCUCCUGUCAAUCUGGUUACACUGGGAAACAGUGUGAUUCUGAUAUUGAUGAUUGUACAGAUCAGCCAUGCUUUAACAGUGGCACAUGUCAAGACCUGCUCAACAACUACACCUGCUCCUGUGCACAAGGUUUCCGAGGCUUCAACUGCGAGGAGGAUAUAGAUGAGUGUGUUUCAUGGCCGUGUGCUAACAAUGCCUCGUGCGAAAAUCUCCCUGGUGGUUACCAGUGCCAGUGUGAACCUGGUUACACGGGAAGUCUGUGUGAUACGGAAAUUGAUGAAUGUCUGUUAUCUCCGUGUCAAAAUGGAGCUACUUGCAGGGACAAAAUAAACAACUACGAGUGUCUCUGUCCAGUGGGAUUCCAAGGCAACGACUGCGAAGAAAAUAUCGAUGACUGCGCGAGUGACCCCUGUCAGAACGGGGCCAACUGCCGUGAUAAAAUUGACAGUUACCAAUGCAUUUGUCUUGCAGGUUUUAACGGAUCCCAUUGUGAGCACAAUAUUGACGAAUGCGCUGGCGCAGAUUGCGAAAACAACGGUACAUGUUUGGAUCAAGUUAAUGGGUUUUAUUGUAUCUGCGAGUCUGGAUUCUCCGGGUCAGCCUGCGAGUUCAACAUCGAUGAAUGUAUUUCCAACCCAUGUCAAAAUCAAGCCAGCUGCGUGGAUAUGGUUAAUGGCUAUCGCUGUGACUGUCGCGAUGGCUUUGAUGGACUGCACUGUGAAAACAACAUAGAUGACUGUGCAUCGAGUCCUUGCUCAAACAAUGGGUCGUGUCACGACGGGGUGAACAACUUUACCUGCGUGUGCCCGCAGGGUGUCACUGGUAAACUCUGCGAUGUGGACAUCGACUACUGCGCCUCGAUGCCUUGCUUGAACAAUGGAACAUGCUCUGAUGGCAUUACUUCCUUCACUUGCCAGUGUCCAGAUGGUUUUAAAGGAAAUCAGUGUCAGAUCAAUAUUGACGACUGUAAAAAUAUCACUUGCUUAAACAAUGGCACUUGCAUUGACGGCAUAGAUGAGUAUAAGUGCACUUGUGUUGACGGGUUUGCAGGUAUCAGCUGCGAAAUAAACAUAGACGACUGUGGGCAGAAUCCAUGUAUAAACGAUGGAACUUGUGAUGAUCUGAUAAAUGACUAUCGUUGUACCUGCAAGAAGGGUUAUACAGGAAAAAACUGUAGCACUGACAUCGAUGAGUGUUCCAGCUCUCCAUGCUACAAUAAUGCUACUUGUAUCGACAAAGUGGACAGCUACACUUGUUCCUGUGUUGAUGGAUUUAGCGGACCACACUGUGAAGUUGACAUCGAUGACUGUGUGGUAAAUUCUUGUGGUAAUGGAUCCACGUGUAGGGACGGAAUAAACAGCUACACUUGCGACUGUGCGCCAGGAUUUCUGGGCGAUGAUUGUGCAGUGGAAAUUGAUGAGUGCGCGUCUUUCCCUUGUUUCUAUGGUGGGACAUGCCAUGAUCAGAUUAAUGGCUUCGUUUGUGUCUGCCCCGAUGGAUUUACAGGUUUGCAGUGCCAAGAAAACAUUGACGACUGCAAAUCCAAUCCGUGUGAAAAUGAUGGCGUGUGCUCAGAUCUGGUUUCAAAUUACACCUGUUCUUGUCAGCUGGGUUUCAACGGCUAUAACUGUGAAAACCGUAUUGACUACUGCAGAACAGCCAACUGCAGCCAGCAUGGCAUCUGUGUUAACUCUCGCACUGAUUUUCACUGCAACUGCAGAAGUGGAUACUUCGGUAAAUACUGCGAGCUUGAAAUAGACGAGUGUUCGGCAAGGCCUUGUUUCAACAACGCAACUUGCCAUGAUGCCGUCAAUAAUUUUACUUGCUCCUGCGCUGACGGGUAUACAGGCAGGUUAUGCGAGAACAAUAUUGACGACUGUGUUAAUAAUAGCUGCCAGAACAAUGCUACUUGCGUCGACCAUACUCUAGGUUACUCCUGUCGGUGCUCGGAAGGCUACAAUGGAACAUACUGUGAAAUGGAGAUCGACGAAUGUGCAUCAAACCCCUGCGAUAACAAUGGAUCUUGCGUCGAUCUGACACCGGGAUAUAAAUGCAGUUGCCCAGAUCAGUUUAUUGGUGUAGACUGCGAAAACCCUAAAGACUUCUGCCUGUCAACACCUUGCCAAAAUGGAGGAACGUGCAACUCUGAUAACUCUACAUGGAGCUUCACUUGUUCGUGCAAACCUGGCUUCACUGGAGCCACAUGUGAAGAAAACAUUGAUGACUGUGUCUCGGGUCCUUGCAUGCUAAACUCUUAUUGCCAGGAUCUGGAGAAUGAUUACAGUUGUGAGUGCUACCCUUCAUACUCUGGAGACUCCUGCAACAUAUUUCUUGGCAGCAAUUUCGAUCUUAUCUUUAAACGCAAGACCGCAGACGACAUGGUGUUACUAUCAGACGGCAAAAGUAUUCCAAACAUGAGAUAUUUCACCAUCGCUAUGUUUGUGCGAGCAAAUUCUACAUACAAGUCAGGCACACUGUUUAGCUAUAGCGUUGCUGGGCAACCAGACUCAGAUGACAUCAUUGUACUCUCCUUUACUGAGUCUCAAGUUCAUCUGGAGAUUAAAGAUGAAGUAGUUAGAGCCAAUUACAAGUUAGCAGAUGAUCACUGGCAUUAUUUGGGGGUUGUGUGGAACGGCCUCACUGGAAAUGUUUCCGUGUACAUUGACAGAGAGGAAAUAGAGAAAGUGAGUAAUGUCAAAAUCGGAGAAACUAUCACAGGAGGUGGAUGGAUUGUCCUCGGUCAGCGUUAUCUCGCAGAAGAACAGACGACAUCCCUUUCGACAGCAUUCCGUGGCACGUUACAUCAAGUGAGCGUUUGGGAUAUUCCAGCAACUGCCAACCACAUGUGGAACGCGGCCCAGAACUGCACUUGGCCCAUUCCGGGAAAUGUGCGAUCAUGGAGCAGCUUUCUGCCAGGAAUCAAAGGACAAGUGGAAAAGAGAUUCAUGACGCAAUGCAAAGCUGCAGCUUUGGACAUGUGCACAACUAACUGCUCGCACUUCCUUCACUGCGAGUCUCGCCAGGGACUUUAUCAAUGCAAAUGCCAAGCCGGAUUCUCAGGUCCUCACUGUGACAUCAAUAUCGACGAGUGCAGCUCAAAUCCCUGUAUUAAUGGGAAGUGUGUAGAUGGUGUCAACCGAUAUGACUGCGAGUGCAACAAAGGUUAUUGGGGAACCAACUGUGAGAAGGAGAUCAUCAACGAAAAAGAGUGUCCCGAAUUAAAUAAGCCCAGGAAUGGAGAUAUAUCUUGUCGAAAGGUUUCUGGUAAACUGCUGUGUACCUUGUCCUGCGACGAAGGCUACUCGUUCAAUGCCGAGGCGGUGACUGUGUAUGGAUGUGGUCCUGAUACAAACUGGCAAUGGAAUGACAUGGAAGAGCUAGUAUUACCAAAGUGUUCAAGCAAGGUUGCCCCUGAGGAGAUAGAACAUCGCUUCUCGAUUAAAUUUCCAGGUAUGCAAUGCAACAUCAUCCAAAGUCGCGAAAAGCUGCAUUCAGCAGUGGAGAGGGAAAUACAAGCCACGCUUUCCACAGUGCAAGGAUGGAAACUGAAAGACGUGGAAACUCCCGAAUGCGAGGCGUCAGCCGAUGAAAGGAAGAGAACAGCAGUGGAUCUUCCGUUGAAAGUUCUCUUCUCGCUGGUCGUAAACUCGUCAGGAGAUGAUGUCGAAGAGAAGAGUGAAGCAGUCUUAUUUCAGAUGCAAUACGCUGUUGCCACAGGACAAUUUCAGAUAAGUUUGAGUGGAAUGAAGAGUACGGCGAAUAAAUCGUCAUUGCAGCAUCUCUUCACCAAUGUCACUUGUGCUGCUGGAUUCCUUAUGAGUGGCGAUCGAAAGGGAUGUGUGGCUUGUCCCGUUGGAACAUCGUACGAUCCAAAGAGUUUGAGGUGUGCACUGUGUGGUAAAGGUUCUUACCAAGACAAUGAAGGACAGACCAGUUGUAUAGAAUGCAAUGAAGGGAAGACGACCGAUAGCUUGGGAGCCGCUUCCAGUGAGGAAUGUGUCAAAGGUGUUUUGUCCGACAAAGUCCCGUCAGAAGGAAAGGAUAUCACUGUCUAUAUUGCAGUAUCUUUGGUCGCAGUGAUUGCAAUAAUGAUAGGCAUUUUUGUUGUUUACUGCAGGUACCACCGUUCUUGUUGCUUUGCAAACAACAAGGUUGGUCAAAGCGACUCAAGCCUGGAUAGAUAUCAUCUCCCAAUGGUAAACAGAGAAGCUUCCCAACUGAAGAACACAGAGAGCGGCGACCUUAAACGAUCAGUGCAUUCGGAUAUGCCAAAGAAGAGGCUGAACAAUUUCACAAACGUUAAUGCUCUUGCUGGUGACAAACUUAAUAAUGCUGAUGUGACAUCGACCGCUAUCAAAGCAAAAGAUAAUAAAUUAUAUCCGACAGACAAAAACCUUUUCGCCCAAUCAAAGGUAUAAGGUGAUUUGCUCAGUAACCGAAACUUGUCGUCAGGAGACCAUAACCAAAAACGUGUUAACUGCUUGCGUUAUUUUUUAGAAACAUUUUUUUUUUGUUACCUUUCACGUUAAAUAGUAUCGUUAAAUAGUGCACUCAGCUUAGUUUUAACGUAUUCGUUUGAAAUUAGAGACUGAAAGAUCAGAGUGACUGGUAAUGCUCGAGGUCUGUUUUUUGAUAUAAGUAGGAAUUAAGCCAUGUAGAUCGUGAUAAACAGUUGGAUUAUUCGUGUAAUUAAAUCGUUUUCACUUUUCUAAGUAGAAAACCUUUAAAUUACUGAUAAAUUGUGUUGAUUUGCUAGAUAACCAAACUUUUGGAAAGGAGACCAUAACCUGGGGCGUGUUUACAGCUUGCAACAUUUUUAGAAUCGGCGGUAAUUUAACCUGCUGCGGAUCAUUUUUCCCAGUCUAGGUUCCAGACCUCUAUUAUUUACAAUAUAAAUAGUUUUCAACAAUUUGUAACCUUCACUAGCAUACAAAACGUCACCUUUAGUAAUAAAAUGCGUUGGAAGACAAUAUCCAUCACCGCUGUUUGUAGUAUAUUCUAAAACAAGCUACGAUGGCCUAAGAACAAGAGUAUAUAUGAUGACUGAAACCCUUGAAAUAAAUUUCAAAAAACCGUUACAUAAAACUGGCGUCUCGAGAGCAGAGAUUCCAAUACAUACUUAACUUAUUCUCACCUAAUUUGCUGGUUUAGAGGACAAGUUAUGGAUAUUUUUUCUGCCCUCUAGAAACAGGGAAGGAAGGUAUACUUUUUUAUGUUCUAGAUUUUAGAUUCCCACGUCGGGUCAGUACAACUUUACUAUUGAACGGCGAUAUAUGGGUUAUUCACCAAGUGUGAGGUCAAGAUGACUGGAUAUUGACCAAGUUUAUAGAUAUUGGC
Messenger RNA from Orbicella faveolata, 7624 nucleotides. RefSeq lists its product as uncharacterized. The record is from RefSeq and is a predicted model, not a curated record. NCBI's taxonomy places the organism in Eukaryota, Metazoa, Cnidaria, Anthozoa, Scleractinia, Merulinidae.